This is a messenger RNA of Brachypodium distachyon (stiff brome), 1981 nucleotides long. Its product is annotated as lysosomal Pro-X carboxypeptidase. The transcript is spliced from 10 exons. The record is from RefSeq and is a predicted model, not a curated record. Gene Ontology annotation, biological process: proteolysis. The coding region runs from base 100 to 1638 and encodes 512 amino acids. Gene Ontology annotation, molecular function: serine-type exopeptidase activity; dipeptidyl-peptidase activity. NCBI's taxonomy places the organism in Eukaryota, Viridiplantae, Streptophyta, Magnoliopsida, Poales, Poaceae.
CUUUUUUUCUUUUUUUCCGGCGGUUCGAUCCCCUGCCCCGACGAUCCUCCACUCUCCACUCAGCGCUGCAGCCCGCCUGCUCCUCAGUCGCUCACCGCGAUGCAUCCGCCUCCUCGCCGUCUGCUCCUUCCCCUCUUCCUCUGCCUCCUCCCAGCCGUCGCGUGGGCGCUACUCCCGCCGCCCCGCUUCCCGGGCCCCCACGCGCGGCGGGCCGGAGUGAGAGACGGGGUCGGGGGCUACGAGUUCGACACCCGAUACUUCCGGCAGCGGCUGGACCACUUCAGCUUCUCGGGCGGAGAGGAGUCCUUCCAGCAGCGGUACCUCGUGGGCCGCGCCGGCGGGUGGGCGGGACCCGGCGGGCCCAUCUUCUUCUACUGCGGCAACGAGGGCGACAUCGCCUGGUUCGCCGCCAACUCCGGCCUCGUCUGGGAGGCCGCCCCGCGCUUCGCCGCCCUCGUCGUCUUCGCCGAGCAUCGAUACUACGGGGAGUCCAUGCCAUUCGGCAGUAAAGAGAAGGCUUACAACAAUUCCAGGUCCUUGGCGUAUCUGACAGCUGAGCAAGCGAUUGCGGACUAUGCUGUGCUGCUCACUGACCUCAAGAGGAACCUGUCCUCAGAAAGCAGCCCCGUGGUGCUCUUCGGGGGUUCAUAUGGUGGAAUGCUGGCUGCUUGGAUGAGACUCAAGUAUCCGCACAUUGCUGUCGGGGCUCUCGCAUCGUCAGCUCCGAUCCUACAGUUUGAGGACAUUGUCCCUCAAACGAUAUUCUAUGAUAUUGUUUCAAAUGAUUUUAAGAGGGAAAGUUUAAGCUGCUUUCAAACCAUAAAGGACUCUUGGAAAGAAUUAGAUGAGCAAGGAAAUGGGCAAGAUGGUCUCCUGAAACUAAGCAAAACGUUCCACCUUUGCCAGACCCUGAAAACCACGGGCGGGCUUUCAGAUUGGUUGAACUCAGCAUAUGGUUUUCUGGCCAUGGUGGAUUACCCAAUGUCAUCAGACUUUCUCAUGCCUUUGCCCUCCAACCCGAUUAAGGAAGUAUGUAGAAAUAUUGACAAGCAGCUGGAUGGGACCAGUACACUGGAACGAAUAUACGCUGGAGUAAAUAUAUACUACAACUAUACUGGUACUGUUGACUGCUUUGAUCUAGAUGAUGAUCCUCAUGGAAUGGGUGGAUGGCAAUGGCAGGCUUGUACUGAGAUGGUAAUGCCAAUGUCUUCCAGUGAAAGUCUUAGUAUGUUCCCACCAUAUGAAUUCGACUAUGCUUCAUAUGCUGAUGAUUGUGUCAAAAGCUUUGGGGUUAGACCAAGUCCUCGAUGGAUCACUACAGAGUUUGGUGGCCAUAAUAUUAGUGCAGUUCUGGAGAAAUUCGGUAGUAAUAUCAUAUUCUUCAAUGGACUUCUUGAUCCUUGGAGCGGUGGAGGUGUCCUGAAGAACAUAUCUGGGAGCGUUGUUGCCAUUGUGGCUCCACUAGGAGCACAUCACAUAGACCUGCGCCCCGCGACAAAGGAAGACCCAGAUUGGCUGGUAAGCCUGAGAGAAUCAGAACUCGGGAUCAUAUCUGGCUGGCUAUCCGAUCACUACGGGGCAACAGCCACAGGGGCGCUCUUUAAGCGUGCAGCUGCCAAGGCCUCCGCUGCCUCCUAGAAAACGGCAUGUCCCGUCUUCCGUUGUCCCAAAGCUGCAGCUUGCUUGCUGAGGAUUCUGCUCCGACUGACAUCAGAUCAGCAUGGCAUCUCAACUCGCAGCCAUCGUCGCCGGCUGGGCCGUACCAUCGGAUACUUGUAUGCUGAUUUUCUACUUAUUAGUGUAUUUCUUGUGCAAUACAGUACGGAGUACCAAAUAAGCAGCGACUGAUGAUGUGCAUAGCCGGUACUCCGUGUAAUCAAAUGUUACCAAAAAAUCAGAGAUCUCCGUGUACUCAAAUGAAAAUGUGUCUAUCGAAAAUCACGUCGGUGUUAAGAAAAAAAAACGGGUAAGAUAUAGCUUU